Momordica charantia (bitter melon) is the source of this 1217-nucleotide messenger RNA. RefSeq names its product nudix hydrolase 18, mitochondrial. Gene Ontology annotation, molecular function: pyrophosphatase activity. Lineage: Eukaryota; Viridiplantae; Streptophyta; Magnoliopsida; Cucurbitales; Cucurbitaceae. The record is from RefSeq and is a predicted model, not a curated record. Gene Ontology annotation, cellular component: cytoplasm; nucleus.
UCCACUAAAUCCGAAUCCACAGUCGUUAAUUAGAGAAUUCCAGUUCCUGCCCUCUAAUUUUUCUUAUUUUUCUCCUUUGGAAAGUUUAUUUUUGUUCCUUUCCCAGACAUUGUUGGCUGUUUUUGCCCCUUCUUUUUUAGUAUUUUCCCAUUUCGAUUCUCGUGAAUCCAUUUCCGAAAAACAAAAACAAGAGGAGAAAAAAACCAACCAACCAACCAACAUGGUCGCCUUGGUUUCUCAAGACAACAUGGUCGCUGCUUUGGUUUCUCGUACUGGAAGACAUUUGCAGCGUUAUGAUAUUAGGGGUCGCCGCCAAGUUGUUGGAUGCAUCCCUUAUAGAUACAAGACUAUUAAGGAUAGUGCCUUGGAGAAUAUGGAGGAAUUGGAAGUGCUUGUGAUUAGCUCACAGAAAGGGAAAGGCAUGCUGUUCCCAAAGGGAGGUUGGGAAACUGAUGAGUCCAUUACCGAGGCUGCUUCAAGAGAAACCCUAGAGGAAGCUGGAGUUAGGGGAAUUGUUCAGGGUGAAUUGGGAAGUUGGAGUUUCAAGAGCAAAACCUACGAUACUUUAUAUGAAGGAUACAUGUUUCCCCUACUUGUCAAGGAGCAGCUCGAAUUUUGGCCCGAAAAGAACUUUCGACAACGCGUUUGGAUGAGCGCGCACGAAGCUCGGGAGGUCUGCCAGCAUUGGUGGAUGAAGGAGGCAUUGGAUGUAUUGGUAGGACGGCUUUCGUCACCAAAGAAGCAACAGAUCGAGGAAGUUAUGCCGUGUUCGUUGAGCUAGCGAGAGGACGAGGAUGGUGGAGGACAUCUCUUUUGCCUUUACGGUUUUCGUGUAAAUAAGAAAUUGGUGAAGAAAGGCUACAGUUGCAGAACACAGGAGAGUACUGGAAAAGGGGAAGUUUUAUUUAGAAGAUUAAAAUGAAGAAGAAGAAAAAAAAGGGGGAAGGGAAGAGAUUUUCUAGUUGGAAGUCUGCAUUUUCUGGAUAUUUGGUAGAAUCAUGCGGCUCAAAAAAUACACCACAGAAAGUCUGAUUGAAGAAACAGAAACUUUUUUUUUUUCCUACACAAAGAUGAAGAACAGAGAUUUGAUUCUGAUCAGAAACUUUGUUUUUUCUCUUUUUUUUGAGUUUCUGCUUUUUAGUUUCAAUCAGACUUUCCCAAGUGUAAUAGUUGUUCUUCUUGUCAUCAUCAAUUUGAAAACUUCAUCGAUCUUUCUA